AUGCGUACAAAGCUGAAUGUCUUUCCUGUUGGCCCCAAAAGUGACAAAUGUGCUCGAGUGAAAGAGACUGUGAGUAACAAACAGUUCAAGAGUAAAGAGUACACUGACAAAAGACGUGGUGCCAAGUACCACACUUUCAAACCAGGAGACCAGGCACAACCGUGCAGUUGCAGACUGCUUAGCUUGACUCACUCUCUUACUUUAGGAAAUCUGAGGAUUGUGCUGCUGGGUAAAACUGGAUCAGGAAAGAGUGCAACAGGAAACACAAUCCUGGGCAGAAAUGCAUUUAUUGAGGAAUUCAAUCCAGAAUCAGUUACUCGGGCUUGUGAGGCAAAAAACACAAUAAAAGGUUCAAGGACUGUCACCGUAAUUGACACUCCAGGGCUGUUUGACACAUGGAUGGGUGAAAAAAAGGACAUGACUGAAGAAAAACUGAAGGCUAAAAUAGAGAAGUGUCUGGAGAUGUCUGCUCCUGGUCCUCAUGUGUUCCUGCUGGUCAUCAGACUGGAUCAGAGGUACACAGAUGAAGAGAAGAACACAGUCAAAUGGGUUCAGCGGAACUUUGGAGAAGAAGCGUCACGCUACGUCUUCACUCUCUUUACUCAUGCUGAUUAUUUGAAGAAUAAAACACUGAAGGAUCAUAUAGAAGAGAAUGAAGAUCUGCGACAGUUUGUUAUCAGCUGUGCUGGCAAAUAUUAUUCAUUAGAAAAUGAAAACAGAGAGAAUCAGUCUCAGGUCGUAGAACUACUGGAGAAGAUAGAUAAAAUGGUGGAGAGAAAUGCAGGAAAGUACUACACUCGUUCAGUGUAUACACAUGUCCAGAGAAAAUUAAACCUUGAAAAACGAACCAAUUUCUUAUACAAUCAUAACUUUGAUGUGCCCUGGGAACAGGCGUCUCAAAGGCCCCCUGACAGCUCCUUUCUUCGACAACAGUGA
Molecule: messenger RNA, 936 nt
Organism: Carassius gibelio (silver crucian carp)
Lineage: Eukaryota; Metazoa; Chordata; Actinopteri; Cypriniformes; Cyprinidae
Product: GTPase IMAP family member 9-like
Exons: 3
Coding region: 1-936 (311 amino acids)
Molecular function (GO): GTP binding
Source: RefSeq, a predicted model, not a curated record